UGAAAUCCCGCGAGACCAUUUGCUGUAGCAACAUGUGUUGCUAGGUAAGCGUCCAUCAUCCAGUCUUCAUAAGUUCACCUGUGGAAACAAGAGUAACCAGAGUGAUGGCAAAGCUUGUACAGCCCCCUCCUCGCUUUACCCACUCUGAGUGGACGACCUCUAACCUCACAAAGUAUGCCAACGCUGAGGUGGAGAGGGCAGCUGCUGAACGAUUGGUCGAAGAAUCCAAGCGUCUGUCCGACGAGACGGAGAAGAGGACAGAGAAAACACAGAGAGAUGUCAACAAAAAAUUUGAUCAAAGAUUGGAUGAUAUCAAAUACUGGAAGAAUGAAUUAGAUGAUAAAUUAGAUGGUAUAACAACAGAGAUAGAUAACUUACUUGCAUUCAAGACAAGGGUAGAAAAAGCAUUAGAGGCCACAGCUGAACCUUUACACAUUGCCCGUCAGUGUCUAGGAAAUAGAGAGAAAAGGGUGUCUAUUGAUCUAGUCCAUGACGACGUACAGAAACAGCUGAUGAAGGAGGUGGAGUCAAUUGAAGGAGUGCAGGCCCUUCUACAGAGGACCCUAGAACAGGCCACUGAACAGAUCAGACUGAACCGUAAAGCCAAGUACCAGCUGGAGAAGGAUCUGAAGGACAAGUUCUCCGCUCUCUCUAUAGACGAGUACUGUGGCAACCUCCAAAAUAACUCGGCUGGACUCGGGUUCAAGGCAGGAGCCGCAAAGAUUGAAGCCAACUCUGCAUGUCCUGAAGAUUGGCGAGAUUUCUCCAACGAAAACAUCCUGAAAGCAGAACGUGAACGCCAGAGCUCUGUGGAUCUCCGUUCACUCAUAGACGGAAUCCUCCAACAGACAUCCAAUGACAUGCGUAAACAAUGUGCUGAUGUCAAUCUCGCCUUCAACAAGCGUAUUGCCGAGUCCAAAGAUACUAAAAACAAACUGGAGGACCAUCUUAACCAUGUGCUUGCUCAAAUCAAGGAGAUUGAGGAGAACAUCUCGCGUCUACAGAAGUCCAUCCAGGACAAGGCACAGCCCAUGCAGCUCUCCCAGACACGACUGGACACAAGGACAAAUCGCCCCAAUGUGGAACUAUGUCGCGACCCCGUACAGUACAGGCUCAUUGAGGAGGUAGGAGAAAUCGAGAGCUCUGUCGCUCAACUGCAGGAACGUCUUCGCCAAACUGAGGAUUCUCUCAAGGGACUUAUUCGCAAUCAGCUGUCAUUGGAAGAAGAUAUCAGUGUUAAGUCCAACACUCUGUUUAUUGAUGAGGUGGAGUGUAUGGGUAUGAGGAAGAGCAUCAACAUCCAAAACUUCUAAACAAGAUGAAAAACAACAAUCUAAUAAACAUUAAAAUCUGUGAUAAAAAUAUUCAGGAGAUGUGUAGCAGUAAAGAGUUACAAAUCAAUUUGUUGUAGCUGGGGAAAAACAUUUCAGAUUGUAAUUUUGUUCCAGUUGAUAAAAAAGGAAAGAAAUAUUUGUUUUCAAUCAUUGAAAUGUAAAUUAAUUAACUAUAUUGUCGUACUACACCUUUCUGCUUUCAAUGUGAAUAGUUCCAGGAGAAUGUGAUUUCUGAAUUUCAAAGUCAGAACAUUGGUUAAAUGUUCUUGUUGAUAUUUCUUAUUUCCAAAUCAUUUUGUCCAUCCAAGUUAACUGGGUUUUUUUCAAGAUGUAAACAACAAUUUGUUCAUCCUAGGAAUGACAGGAAUUAUACCAUUGUGAAUUGUAAAUGUACAGUAUUAUGCCCAACUUAUGUCAUACUGCGGAAGGAGGGAAUGUAUGAGAGCAGUUUAAAAGUAGUCCCUUGGACGGACUAGAACUCUACUUUGAAGCUACAAAAACUGCAAAUGAUUUGCCUUCUGGCAGAUUGACCGCUAACUUUGGUGUAUUUCUGUACCUAUUUUUCGAAAUAUCUUCAUUGUUUUAGGUAUUUCUGUAACUUUUAUUUACAACACAUAACCAUUUACUGUAAAUACAAUGUUAUUGUAAUAUAAGAAAUAAAACUACAAAAGUC
Molecule: messenger RNA, 2007 nt
Organism: Mizuhopecten yessoensis (Yesso scallop)
Lineage: Eukaryota; Metazoa; Mollusca; Bivalvia; Pectinida; Pectinidae
Product: tektin-1-like
Exons: 7
Coding region: 105-1313 (402 amino acids)
Biological process (GO): cilium assembly; cilium movement involved in cell motility
Cellular component (GO): microtubule cytoskeleton; nucleus
Source: RefSeq, a predicted model, not a curated record